Mytilinidion resinicola is the source of this 2675-nucleotide messenger RNA. RefSeq lists its product as uncharacterized. The record is from RefSeq and is a predicted model, not a curated record. The coding region runs from base 1 to 2415 and encodes 804 amino acids. Gene Ontology annotation, molecular function: protein binding. The transcript has 2 exons. Lineage: Eukaryota; Fungi; Ascomycota; Dothideomycetes; Mytilinidiales; Mytilinidiaceae.
AUGACUGACACGGCUAUUCAGAUCUUAGAACUUCCGGAUGAGCUACGCGACCUUGUCCUGGGCUAUGUGGCCCCGUCGGACCUCCGCAACGUAUGCCUUGCCGGCCGCUCCAUCUACUCGGCCGCUGCAGCCUUCCUCUGGAAACAUGUCGUCUUAGUAGACGACUGGACACUGUAUUCUGGACCCCCAGAUUAUCAGAAAUGGGGGGAGCGCGGUUGCGGUGAUCCUGACGAGCACGAUGAUACCCCAAUCAUACGGCGAUUGCUUGUGCUGGCAAGGAAUCCGCUCAUCGCGUCAAAGGUCCAGAAGCUUACCCACCGGUGCCAUCUUCCUACUCCUGGCAUCUUCAACGAGCUCCCCAGGAUGUUCUUUCACGCCCAAACGCUUUCACAAGACCCUCGCACUCGACGGCUGGUUCAUCUGGCGAUCCAGAACAUGGUCAAUCUGCAGACUUUAAGGAUCGUUUUUGGGCAUUGGCAUCUCACAAAGGCCUUGUUGGAGGGUUUCUUGGACCCAGCACGGCCAAGGCGCGUACCCCUCCGAAAGCUCUGGUUGGAAAGUGUGUCUCUAGAUAAUGCGGAAAUCGACUUUGGAAAUAACAUGGACCUCUCUGGACUAAAGAGUAUCCGGAUUCGGCGCCUCAGAGCUCACAAUACGAAUGAUGUCACCAUGUCCUUCCCAGAGUUCCAGCUCAAUCGCGGAGGACACCCAAUGAACAUGCACAACGGUGCUGGCGGCUACUACCAGACGACUGUCAGUUUUGGGGAAUUGCCAGGUCCGCAUAGAGGACGUAUACAUGACGUCGAGGCGCUCGUGAAGAUCGCGGAAGGGUUUGAUGACCAUAUUUACGAUGCUCUACCGGAAGCGAAAGAGUUCAUUGAGCAAUCCAUUCGGAAUCAUCCGAUACCGACAAGUAGAAGUGGUCGGACAUCCGCGAUACCUUUCAUUCGAAUACUGCAAAUGUCGACACAAAGUCUUACUAAUCUCAAUCUGGACUGGGUGUUAUGGCGUAGACUAGACUCGAGUAAGAGCCCUGAAGAUGAGCUUAAAGCAGUGGAGAUGAUCGACCUCUUAUCGAAGUUGAGGUUUCCUAACCUGCGAGCAUUUCAGAUGCGUAAUGCGGUUGUGCAACCCACUAAGCUACCUGAUGGCAAUUACCUUCUGGACCCGAACAACUAUGGCGCGACGCCGUUCCUUGACUUUAUAGAGGCUCACUCUAAGCUGCAGUGCUUAGCAUGGCCUAUGGAUAGAUUCUAUUCAUUGAGGCGAGUCCCCGCAAUUGUGGCAUAUAGAACCCGCGAGGUCGUCGCCCACCUAGGAAGGACUUUGUUGGACUUGAGAGUUGAUUCCUACUACGAACAACAAGGAGAGCCGAUGACUGAUGAGAGCACAACAUCCUCGGGUUUGGAGGCAAAGGCUCGCAGACGACGUUUUAUCGCCGAAUUUGCUCCACAACUGAUGAAACUGAAGCAGAUCAAGAUGGAAGGCGGGAUUCCGCGAGACGAGAAGAGAGAGACUAUCAGAGCGUUGCAUUAUUGUCCUUUGGAGAAGCUCGUCCUCAUCGGCGUUUCCUGCCCCAUCGGUAACACUUGGGGGUUGAAUGCUGAGGAUCUCAAAAGGAUUGAUGAAGGAGAACAUGAGUAUCCCGGAGUGUUGGAAGAGGAACACAAGGACUGCCUCCUUUCUUUGACCUACGGAGCUCCCACAGUGUCACGCGAUUUCAGAUUUGAGCCGGCGUACGGAUGGCCACCAGGCCCGCCCAUGAUGUACACCAUCGCCGCACACCAUGCCUCAACAAUCACAGAACUCAAAUUUUGUGGCUAUAACGGCUCGCCAAUCUUAUCGCAAUCGACCCCAAUCACACAAAGCCUGCUUUCGCAUCUCCGCUGCUUCCACAACCUAAAACAGCUCGUCCUCUCAAUGUGGAUCCUCACAUACUUCAAUCACGAAGACCGCGACGACGAGAUCAUCUCCUCCUGGCUGAAUACCCGCUCUUCCUCGUCCACGGCUUUGGUCGUCGUCACACCCGCUGGUGCGUCCCCGAACCCUUCCCCGACCAGUUCUCUAGAAGCUCCACCGCUCGUCGCGCCCACCGUCGCUCCAAACACCCCGCCCGACGGCCCUGCUCCUGAGUUCGAUAGAUGGGCCGUCCUUCUCCGCACUAAGUUUUCGCCCUCAGCUCUCGCCUAUCGCGUCGCAGCGGACAUUGGGCCGUACCUCAGCGAGCAAGCAAAGGAGAACCCUGGAGGCGUGCGCGUGCGUGCUAGCUUCUGUCUCGGGACCUCGACAGGAGACAUCUUCGACUUGGAUCUUAGGAUCGGGCGUGGUGAUCAGGUGCUCGAGUUCGUAGGGCCGCGAGAGGAGGGCGAGAAAGGCAGGUGGUGGGAUAAGCUGGAGGCGAGGAGGUGGUUCUAGGUGUGGAUUAUGAGUUUCACAAAUGGGUUAGCUACGGCGCUGUGAUGUUCAUUUUGGGUUUUCCUGGCCCUUAAGUGUGGCGGCAGCUAAGCGUUUUACCUUCGGAUGGAGUUCUUUGGAUGCGAUUCGGCAUGCAAAAAUAUGUGAAGGGCGGGACAUAUCUCAGUGGCGGAGAAGGGACGGCUUAAUGGGGAUAUGGGGGUCUACGGCCUUUCUUAAGUAAUUGUAAUAAGAAUAGAUCGAUUUAAUUGACUGUCGGU